CUUACACGAGUCAUUCCGGUGUCAAAAUGGCGGAUCUUUUGGGCAGUGACGAAUUUCAGGAAGAUCCCGCAGCCGAAUUUUUAGCGAGAGAACAAGAUGAUCUUGCUGAACUGGGAGAGGAUUUCGGUGGAGGGCAGCCGGAGACCGACGAGCUCAAUGGCUUUGAGGAUUCAGUGGACAAUCAGCCAGUCGUAAAUGGAUUUGCUGAUGAGGAGAUUUCAGGCUCCCACCAGCCAGUGGUACCACUCCCAAGAGAAUCAGAACCAGAAUCUGUCAGAAAAUGGAGAGAAGAAAAAGCAGCUCUUCUUGACAAAAUGGAUAGUGAGGAAAAAUCUGAAAUACAAGAAUGGCGCGAACAAGCUAAAAAGGAACUCAAUGACUGGUAUGAGAGACGAGAUGAACAAUUAGGAAAAACACAAACAAGCAAUAGGGCGGACGAGGAAGCCUUUGUGGCUGAUCGUGAUGACUCUUCCACUCCAGGUCAUGACUGGGAACGAGUCUGCCGCAAUUGCGACUUUAAUCCAAAAGGAACAAAGAACACCAAGGAUGUAUCACGCAUGCGAUCAAUUUUCCUGCAACUUAAGCAAACACCGCUUGCAAAGGAAUAGUGCUGUGUUUUCUUAGGUCAUCUAGUAAUUAACCCAAAAAUUUGUUGACUUCAUCUGAUCGUCAUAUCACCUUUAGUUAGUAAACAUUUUUCUUUGGCUUCAAAUUAUGUUAAGUAAUGUAAACCAAGUUUCUGGUCCCAGUUUUGUAUGAUUAUUUUCAAAUUUAGACAGUUUGUCAUGAUUGCUUUGCAUUUGUCAGGUGUUUGUGCAGGUACAUUGUGUCCCUUCUAAAGCAAGCCACUUGGGACCAGCUUUGAGGGUCUGUCAAAGGGAUACAUUAAUCUACCUCUGAGAUUUGUAACACAGAAAAAAACCCUAACCCUAACCCUUCAUUGAAGUUUUGAACAC
Orbicella faveolata is the source of this 956-nucleotide messenger RNA. RefSeq names its product clathrin light chain A-like. Lineage: Eukaryota; Metazoa; Cnidaria; Anthozoa; Scleractinia; Merulinidae. Gene Ontology annotation, cellular component: clathrin coat of trans-Golgi network vesicle; plasma membrane; clathrin coat of coated pit. Gene Ontology annotation, biological process: intracellular protein transport; clathrin-dependent endocytosis. The record is from RefSeq and is a predicted model, not a curated record. Gene Ontology annotation, molecular function: clathrin heavy chain binding; structural molecule activity.